AAUUAAUUAAACUUUAACAAUUAAUUAAUUUAAAAAAAUGGAAACGCCGGAAGUAUUACAAAAUAAAUUAUAUUUUCUCGUUGAGCAAUUACAAAAUAUGGCAAGAGAUUUACCGCAAAAAUAUCAAAUGAGAGUUCCAUAUGAGUUAUUAUCAAGCUUGGCAAAUUGUUUAUUAAGUGAUACAAUAUUUGAAAUUGCUAAAGGAUUAAUGGAAAUUCAACACGUUACUGAACAACACAUGUAUCAACAAAGAUUACAGUUUUUAAAUAAUCAAAAAAUUCAAGACCAAGAAAUACUUGAUAGAACUGAUAUAACAGCUGAAGAAAAAGUAAGGAAAUUAAAUGAUCUUAAAAUAACCCAAAAAAAUGAUUUAAAAGAGUUUGAUAAAUCGCUUGUUCUUCAAUUGGAUGAAAAAGUAACUGAUCAACAACAAACUCUUGAACAAGCUGGAGUUCCAGGUUUUUAUGUUACAACAAAUCCUCUUGAAAUUAAAGUUCAAAUGCAUCUUUUAGAUUUUAUAUUUAGAUUAAGCAAAAUGACUAUACCAGUGUAAUAAGUUAUUUAAGGAUAUAUUUUUGAUUUAAAAGUAAUAUGAUAGUAAAUUAAUAAAGUUUUUAAAAACAAA
Molecule: messenger RNA, 625 nt
Organism: Onthophagus taurus
Lineage: Eukaryota; Metazoa; Arthropoda; Insecta; Coleoptera; Scarabaeidae
Product: gonadal protein gdl
Source: RefSeq, a predicted model, not a curated record